CAUUAUUGUUGGCAGUACUGCUAACAAUACAAAAGAAAAGUCAAGCGACAGAGCCUAGAGAUGAAAAUACGCCUUCAGAGUUCCCUAAAUGACAGACUGGAAAAAACUAUUCACCCUCAAUUGUGAUUCUACCAACCACUCAAUACGUCUUCUCUUGCUGAGGGACUUCCUGUUAUGUUAACGUCUUUCAGAACUGAAGAACUAUGCUUUAAAUCUGCAGAGAGAAUAGAGCCAAAAGAAGACUGGAAAUGGUUUGCGCCAAAAGGAGCUACAAAUGAAGCAACACAUUACAAGAGGCACCAUUCUCUGGCAUCUAAAUACUACAAUGGUGAAUUUAAAUAACAACUCAGUGAAUGAGUCACAGUGCAAUCCACCAUAUGAGGACAGUAAAGAUUUUGUCGUUAUAUUGUAUAGCUUAGUCCUGGUAAUUGGACUGCCAGCUAAUUUCUUGACUGUAUGGUUGACACUUCUACAAAUAUGUAGAAAGAAUGUAUUGGCCGUGUAUCUGUUUAGUCUAUCACUAAGCGAACUCAUGUACCUCGGGACCCUUCCUCUAUGGAUCCUCUACGUGAAAAAUGGACACAAGUGGCAGUGGGGACCUAUGGCAUGCAAGAUUACAGGAUAUAUCUUUUUCAACAACAUCUACAUUAGCAUCCUCCUCCUGUGCUGCAUUUCUGUGGAUCGAUAUUUGGCCGUGGAAUAUGCACUGGAGUCCAGAGCGGUGCGGACACAGAAAACGGCCAUCAUUGUCACUGUUGUUGUAUGGACCCUGGUGGCACUUAUCCACUGUCCAGUCUUCAUCAUCAGCGACGGUAACCAAACGGACAACCAACAAACGUGUUUUGAAACUUUACCAAUACCGCUAUACAUAGCUCAUUUCUAUGUAGCCAGGUUCCUCAUUGGAUUUUUCAUCCCUUUAUCAACUCUAAUUUAUACUAACUAUGUCAUAAAGAAGAGGAUCGAAAAAAGUCUCAGCUUCACGGACAAGCAGAAAAAUAAAGUCAAAUGUUUAGCUAUAGCCAUAAUAACCAUAUUUCUGAUCUUUUUCGCUCCGUAUCAUAUUAUACUGCUGGCCAGGGGUGUUUCUUACUACUUAAAGGGAGAGUCAACAAACUUUUGUGAUUUUGAAGAGAAAAUGUAUACUGCGUAUGCUGUGUUUCUUUGCCUGGUCACAGUAAACAGUGUGGCGGAUCCUUUUAUCUAUGUACUAGUCAGUGAGAACGUAAGGAAGGACAUCUGUAGAGGCAUGAGGGGUUGGAGAAGACAGCUUUCCAUUACCAGGAGUAAAAGUAAUUUCCCUCACACGCAAAACUCCAGAGAUCUGCUCAAAGAGUCCUCUACACACAGGGGAAUAAUGGAAUGCAGGACAGGUUGCGCUUCGAUGGAUUAAUUCGCCAUAAAAAAAGAAGCCAAUUCGGUGAUCAACUUUUUGUGUUAUAUUUAUGUCCUGUUUAUUUAAGAAAAGAGAAACAAAACGAUAUAUAUUAUAUGAAAUACA
This is a messenger RNA of Pseudophryne corroboree (corroboree frog), 1498 nucleotides long. It is a transcript of the gene GPR132, whose product is annotated as G protein-coupled receptor 132. Gene Ontology annotation, cellular component: membrane. The record is from RefSeq and is a predicted model, not a curated record. Gene Ontology annotation, biological process: G1/S transition of mitotic cell cycle; G protein-coupled receptor signaling pathway; negative regulation of G2/M transition of mitotic cell cycle. The coding region runs from base 275 to 1390 and encodes 371 amino acids. Gene Ontology annotation, molecular function: G protein-coupled receptor activity. The transcript is spliced from 2 exons. Lineage: Eukaryota; Metazoa; Chordata; Amphibia; Anura; Myobatrachidae.